Molecule: messenger RNA, 812 nt
Organism: Brassica oleracea var. oleracea
Lineage: Eukaryota; Viridiplantae; Streptophyta; Magnoliopsida; Brassicales; Brassicaceae
Exons: 3
Coding region: 199-549 (116 amino acids)
Source: RefSeq, a predicted model, not a curated record
UUUGAAUACAUGUUGUGUAACACUGUAUUCGUACCACCCAAUCUAGCUGUAAUUUUGCUCUAUUAAAUAUUGCAUACCUUCCUCAGCAGCUUUCUUUAUAUAUGUUCUCUCCAUUACCAUCUCUCUUGCUCCUAAUAUCAUAUUUUCAAGAAAACAAGAUACAGGAGGAUUCUCUCUUCUCACUACAGCUUUGGUCGUAUGGAUGAUCUAAAGGAGAACAAGAACUCGCCAUGGCUAUCAGUACCACAGUUUGGAGACUGGGAUCAGAAAGGAGGAACCAUUCCUGACUACUCAAUGGAUUUCACAAAGAUCAGAGAGAUGAGGAAACAGAACAAGAGAGAUCUUUCUCGAGCCAGUCUUGGCAACGAAGAAGACCUCAUUAACCCUUUUCAUAACCAACCUACUUCAGUUGAUAAUACGAAGCCUAAACUCACGACUGUUCACAGCGACAACAACAGAACCAACACUGAGUUCUCUCACCACCAGCCACUUUCUCCAUCUACGAGGAGAGGAAUCUUCAGCUGCUUCAACUGCUGCGUUAAAGCUUGAAGGUUUUUUUUUAUAAUAGAGACGACGAUGAGAUGAAUCUUCAGCUGUUUCGAUUAUUUAUAAUAAUGAAGUGUAAUGGUAGAGUGAAACCAUUACACUUAUAUUUUUCUGCGGAAGCAGUAAAGUAUUAAUCAAGUUUGUCUGCCGUUUACUGUUAUCUUCCAGUGUCUAACUAUGUUUUUGGUAUUAAUUUGAAGUGUAGUUUAACUUUCCCAGAGAUUGAUGUUUUCAGUAUUGUGUAAUGCAGAGUAGAUUCUUUUGUA